GGCUGUACCGGUCCCUUCUGCCCUUAGCGGUUUAAGGUUGCUGUCACUCAAACAUUACUAGCCAAUCAGAGCCUCCAAGUAGGCAGUCCAAUCGAGUGCCAGCGGGAGGCGGGACUUCUUGGCCGCCAUGCUCCCUGCUAGGCUCUAAGGCUGAGGUAGUCGCUUUGGAGACGCUGCUCUGUAGGGAGAGCACCGCUGUGGCAAAUUAUGAGAAGAGUGCGGGUGAGCCUGGAAGCCGCGCUAUGGAUCUAGUUGUCUUUGAGGAUGUGGCUGUGAACUUCACCGAGGAAGAGUGGGCUUUGCUGGAUUCUUCUCAGAAGCAUCUGUACAGAGAUGUAAUGCUGGAAACCUACAGUAACCUUGCUUGUGUCGGAAACGAAUGGGAAGAGCAGAGCAUGGAGGAGCAGCACAGAAAUCCGAGGAGAAGUCAGAGAAUGUGUACAUGUGAGAGACUAUAUGAGAGUACCGAAGGUUGCCAAUCUGGAGAAAUCUUUACCAAGACACCACAUCUGACAAACAUCUUCCCUGGUCCAAAAGUUGAGCUUGAGGAAAAUGACAGGAUACAGUAUAAAUGUGAACAGACCUGGACAACAUUGUAUUCUGUCACAAGUAUUCAAACCUAUACGCAAAGCCUCAACAUGAGUGGGCCUUAUAAUGUAUGCGGCACAUCCUUCGGUUUUCCUAGCUCAUUUGGAAGAUAUCAAGAAAUUCCUGUUGGAGAAAUGUAUUAUGAACAGAAGGAAAAGAACUGUGUUUCUGUUAAAUCAUUUUACACAUAUGAAAGGAAUGACAAAGCAGCAAUCGAUAAUGACCGAAAACCAUUUCAUAGACCCCAGAGUUCUUUUGGUUCCUGUGAAAGUCAUGGAAGAAUUAAUACAAGAAAAAGGUCCUAUGAAUGCAAACUAUGUAGUAAAUCUUUCAUGUAUCCUUCUUUACUUCAAAAACAUGAAAUAACCCAUUCCCGUGAAAAACCCUACAGAUGCCUACAAUGUGGGAAAGCUUUCAGAAAUCUCAGUUCUCUUCAGAAGCAUAACAUAGUUCAUACUGAGGAAAAGCCUUAUAAAUGUCCUUAUUGUAAUAAAGUGUUUAUCUGUCAGGGAUCACUUCAGUCACAUAUAAGAGUUCAUACUGGGGAAAAGCCUUAUGAGUGUAAACAGUGUGGUAAAGCUUUCAGAGUUAACAGUUCCUUUUGGCGGCAUAAAAAAGUUCAUACUGGGGAAAAGCCCUAUGAAUGUAAACAGUGUGGUAAGUCCUUCAUUUAUCCUUCUUUACUUCAAACCCAUGAAAGAACUCACAGUGCAGAAAAACCCUAUAACUGUAAACAGUGUGGUAAAGCCUUUAAAUCUCACAGUUCCCUUCGAGUCCAUGAAAGAAACCAUACUGGGGAAAAGCCCUAUGAAUGUAAGCAAUGUGGCAGAUCCUUUAUUUACCCCUGCUUACUCCAGAUCCAUGAAAGAACUCACAGUGGUGUCAAACCCUAUGGAUGUAAGCAGUGUGGGAAAGCGUUCAGACGCCUCAGUGACCUUCGAGUACAUGAAAGAAUUCAUACUGGAGAAAAACCUUAUGAAUGUAAACAGUGCAUUAAAUCUUUUAUUAAUCGGUAUUUACUUAAGAUGCAUCAAAAGUCUCAUACUGGUGAGAAACCCUAUAAAUGUAAGAUGUGCAGUAAAGCCUUCAUUUAUCCUUCCUUACUUAAACUGCAUGAAAGAUCUCACACUGGGGAAAAACCCUAUCCAUGUAAACAAUGUGAUAAAGCCUUCAUUUUCCCCUCUUUACUUAAAAUGCAUGAAAGAACUCACACUGGGGAAAAGCCUUAUGCUUGUAAACAGUGCGGUGAAGCCUUCAAAAGCUACAAUUCCCUUCAGAGACAUAAAAGAAUUCAUACUAAUGUAAAGCCUUACGAAUGUAAACAUUGUAGCAAAACCUUCAUAUGUCAGAGAUCCCUUCAGUUACAUAAUAGAACUCAUACUGGAGAAAAACCAUAUAAAUGUGAAGAGUGUGGUAACUCCUUCAGAUACCACAAUUCCCUUCAAAGACAUAGAAUAAUUCAUACUGGGAAAAAUCUCUAUGAAUGUAAACAGUGUGAUAGGUCCUUCAUUUAUCCGUAUUUACUCCAAAUACAUGACAGAACUCACUCUGGGGGAAAACCCUAUGAAUGUAAACAGUGUGGUAAGUCCUAUAUUUAUCCUUCUUUACUACGAAUACAUGAAAGAACUCACAGUGCGGAAAAACCCUAUAACUGUAAACAGUGUGGUAAAGCCUUUAAAUCUCACAGUUCCCUUCGAGUUCAUGAGAGAAACCAUACUGGGGAAAAGCCAUAUGAAUGUAAGCAAUGUGGCAGGUCCUUUAUUUACCCCUGCUUACUCCAGAUCCAUGAAAGAAUUCACAGUGGUGUGAAGCCUUACGAAUGCAAACAGUGUGGGAAAGCCUUUAGGGGUCACAGUUCCUUUCGGAUUCAUAAGAAACUUCACAGUGGGGAAAAACCCUAUGAAUGUAAACAGUGUGGUAAGUGCUUCGUUUAUCCAUCCUUACUUCGAAUGCACGAACGAACUCAUAGUAGUGAAAAGCCCUAUGAUUGUAAGCAGUGUGGUAAGGCCUUUAAAUCUCGUAGUUCCCUCCGAGAACAUGAAAGAAACCACAUUGAGGAAAAAUCCUAUCAGUGUCAACAGUGUGGUAAAAUCUUCAGGCGUUACAGUUCAUUUCAAAACCAUAAACAAAUCCAUGCUAUAGAAAAACUCAAUGAAUGUAAACAAUGUGGUAAGAUCUUCAUUUAUCCUUCUUUUCUUCAGAGGCAUGAAAGAACUCACAUUUGUGAAAGAACCCUAUAUAUGUAAACAAUGUGAUUAAAGCUUUACCAUAUUACAAUUCUUUUAGGAGAGAUAAAUUUCAUUCUGAGGGGGUGUGUAGAUAUGAAUAAUGUAAUAAAGCCAUUUUUACAGUCGUCUUCAACUGCAGAGAAAAAUUCAUAUGUAACAAUUGGAGUAUGUGAGAAAGCCUUCUGAAAGUAACCAUCCCCUUCAAAUGUAUGGAAUAACUCAUAAUGAAGUAGAACCAUGUUCCCUAUGACAUUAAAAAUUGUCAUGUUAGAAGGGAAUCCUGUAAAUAUAAACAAUGUGAAAACUCA
Rattus norvegicus (Norway rat) is the source of this 3124-nucleotide messenger RNA. RefSeq names its product zinc finger protein 788 (gene Zfp788). Gene Ontology annotation, cellular component: nucleus. The record is from RefSeq and is a predicted model, not a curated record. NCBI's taxonomy places the organism in Eukaryota, Metazoa, Chordata, Mammalia, Rodentia, Muridae. Gene Ontology annotation, molecular function: sequence-specific double-stranded DNA binding.